Messenger RNA from Echinostoma caproni, 843 nucleotides. Lineage: Eukaryota; Metazoa; Platyhelminthes; Trematoda; Plagiorchiida; Echinostomatidae. The record is from the annotation of a GenBank genome assembly.
AUGAACGAGUUACCGCAUCGUAUUCUGUACCAGAAUGCGGUUAUCACGUAUGCGGUCAAUUUCUGGUCUGCCGGAGCCUAUCGAGCCCUUUUCUUGAGGCAUGAAGGCUAUCUGGGUGCGAUGGGUGCUUUUGUGAAGGCGUUGGAUGAUUGGUCCAGCACAAAUGAACCAAAAACGGUGUGGGCGGAGAACUACGUGUCUAGCACACGGAAUGCACUGGCUACUGCCGAGGAAUACGUGUUACGUAGCCGACAGAAUAGCAUGGCUUCCAGUCAGGAAUUGCGUGGCGAUUCCGCAAACGAGCUGACCGAAUUGGAUCGUGGUCUUUCUCCUCCAGUCGCCACAAUACAAACAGAGGAUGACUAUACUGGUGGUGGAUAUUUGUCUCCCGGUGAUCCUCAUUUGUCUAUGAGCAGUAUGCAACGGGUUAUUGGUUCCGCCGAUUUGACUCCCGAGACCAGAUUGGGUUGCCGUGCAUCUGUUCUCAAACGUGCCAGUGUAGACACUAGUUAUUGUGAGUUGGAUCGAAUGAUGGGUUUUUCCUUGGAACCAUUCCCAUUGUUAGAAUCACCUACUACCUAUAACGGCGUUGAGCGCCACCGGAUUAAAGCAGAAGAAAGUCAGAUGGAUAGCAUGCCUGACGCUGCGGAACGUUCAAAACAAUACGCCGAUCGAUAUAUUAGCUAUCUACAAGAACUCGGUCAACAUCCAAGCAGUUGUGGUGUGCUUACCGUACGCUGUUUGUUGUCCGCGCAGCAGCACUUUUUGCGUGAGUUCGGAUUCGGGGACGCGUUCUGUCGACAGAAAAAGGUAAAUACUUUUGUGUUUUCUCUAUUUAUAUGA